AUGUACGUGAGGCUCGACUCGUCUCAGCUGCUGCCGCUCCUGGACUCGUGCGCCAGGUCGCUCCAGCGGCUGUCCGUGAACGUGACGGCGUUGCAGGGCGAUCUCGAGCUGUGCUGCGCGAACUGCACGGGGCCGGGACUGCAGCGCAUCAGCGGGCUGAAGCAGCUCAGGAUCCAAUUGAAUCACGACGAGAACCUGACGCAGCUGGACGUGAGCGAGAACGCCAUCGAGGUGCUGGACCUGAGCGCGCUGAGCAAGCUCCAGACGCUGCAGUGCUCCAGGAACAGCCUCCGGGAGCUCACCGUCAACGGCAGGCACCUCACCUCCCUCAUCGCCGGCAACAACCAGCUGCGGACCCUGAGUGCCUCGCCGACGCCGCUGCAGCUGGAGCACCUGGACGUGUCGUAUAACCGACUGGCCACGCUGCCCGGCUGGGUGGGCGGCUGCUCGCGCCUGCGCGCCCUCUUCGCGUCCCACAACGAGCUGACGGCCGCGCCGCAGCAGCUGCUGAGCGGCCAGCUGCCCAACCUGCACACCCUGCAGCUGUCCUACAACGAGCUGCAGCAGCUGCCCGCCGUCAGCAGCCGCCUCCCGCUCGCGCUCCACCACUUGUUCCUGCAGAGCAAUCGCCUGGCCGCGCUGCCAUGCAACCUCUUCACCGUCGCCACCAGGUUACGCGUCCUCAACGUAUCCAACAACCGCCUGGAGGAGCUGCCGGCGCCGCCGCCCAUGCACGACGCGGAGGGCGACCGGGGCAGCCCGCUGGACAAGCUGUACCUCACCGCCAACUGCCUCGGGGACGCGGCGCUGCGGUCGCUCGCCGCCUUUAGGAGGCUGCGGACGCUACACGCCGCCUACAACCACCUCUCCGUCCUGCCCGAUAGCUGCGUGGCAUCCUGGCCGGACCUGGAGGAGUUAGUGCUCUCCGGGAACACGCUGAGACACCUGCCGGAGAACAUCGUGCAGCUGCGGCACCUGCGGGUGCUCCGGGUGCACUCGAACCAGCUCAGGAACAGCCCUUGCUUCUCGCGCAUGACGUCGCUCAAGGUGCUGGACCUCUCGCACAACCAGCUGGACCGCGUGAGCCUGGCGACGCUGGCGCCGCCGCAGCUGCAGUUCCUGGACCUGUCGUGCAACUCACGGCUGCACGUCGACCCGCGCCAGUUCAGCGUGUACCGGUCGCAGCGGCAGGGCGGGCCCGGCUCCAUCAGCCUGGUGGACGUCUCGGGGCUGAACCGCAGCUCGCUGCCCACCGCGCCGCCCGCGCGCCCGCCCACCACGCCCUGGGCCGUGGGCUUCUCGGAGACGCCAGGGCUGCGGGAGAGGCUCUACAUCGCCCAGCUGCGGCUCCCGUCCUUCUGCAACUCGGAGGGCCUGUUCGGCCUGUUCGACGGCGGCGGCGAGGGCUCGCUGCCCGCCGCGCUGGUCCGCGCCGUGCCCCGCAUCCUGGUGGAGGAGCGCGCCGUCACGGAGACGGCCGCCGACUACCUCAAGUACACGCUGCUGUCGGCGCACCGCGAGCUCCGCGAGCACGGCCAGAAGCAGGGGGCGUGCGCCACCCUGGUGCACGUGUGCCCCAGGGGGUCGCGCUACGUGCUGAGGGUGGCGAGCGUCGGCGAGGCCAAGGCCGUGCUCGCGCGCACCGACGGCCCGCUCACCCUCACCCGGGAGCAGCCCACCAACGCCAGCAGGCACCCCCUAGAGAGCGCGGUGAGGUCGCAGCUCGGCUGCUCUGCGCUGUUCCCGCUCGUGCUGCCUGACCCGCACGUCGUGGAGCUGGAGCUGCGGGAGUCGGACGACUUCCUGGUGGUGGCGAACCAGCGCCUCUGGGAGGUGGUCUCCGAGAGGGAGGCCAUGCAGGAGGUGCGCGCCGCGUCGUCGCCGCUGCUCGCCGCCAAGCGCCUCCAGGACAUGGCGCAGAGCUACGGCUGCGAGGACAACAUCAGCGUGGUGGUGCUGCGCCUGGGCGCGCUCGCCCUCCCCACCCAGGUCCCUGCCGAGAUGGCCGCCGAGGACGUGAACAUCCUCCCGCCGGUGUCGGCGUCGUGCUCGUGCUGCGCGCCGUGCUGCCGCUGCCGCCACGACCGGUCCUCGCCGUCGGGCCAGAGCGACCAGGCGAGCUGCGAGUCGAGGGCCCCGGCCCUGGCCCUGCACGCCGCCCCACAGCCCGCGCCCCGCCGCCCCAUGCUCAACGGCGUCCUCGGCGGCGUCAACGGCGUCCUCAACGGCAGCUCGGCGGGCACGAUGUACAAGGCGACCCGGUGCCGCGUGGACAACGUGUACCGGGGCGGCGGCUCGGGCGGCUCGGGCUGCUCCGACUCUGGCGGCGACACGAGCUGCGGCUCGGGGACGGGCUCCGACCGCUCGCACCUCAGCGAGGAGCAGUUCCGCUGCUGGGAGUACAUGCUGGAGCAGAACACGCAGCUGCUGUUCGACAAGGAGCUGGACACGCUGUCGCGCGCCUUCACGCGCCGCCCCGUGCCGCGCGGCCACGCGCUGAGCCAGGCGCUGGGCAUGGGCCGGGCGCUGUCGUCGUCCUCGCCGCACCUCGCGCACGCCGGCGGUGCGGGCCCCGGGGUGGGUCCGGGAGGGCCGGGCGCCCCCGUGGCGCCGCACCCCGCCGCCGUCCCGACACCCACGCCGCCCUUCCUGUCCAGGCACUUCGGCUCGGCCAGGUCGCUGUCGUGCACCCCGACAGCGCGCCGCCUCGGCCUGGGCGUCGGCGGGCUGGGCGGCCUGCACGCGGGCGUCGGCGGCCUCGGCUCGUCCAGGCAGCUGCUGCACACGGGGCCCAACGCCGCCUACUUCGGCUCGCUGCAGCGCCUCAUGCCCUACAACCUCGAGUACGACUUCGACGUGAUCCACGAGCGGGCCGAGAACGGCCACAGCAUGAGCGGCUCCCUCAUCGACCAGCGGGCGGACCAGGACUCCCUCGAGCAGGACGGCAGGAUGCGCAAGUACUGGGACGUGGCGACCACGGAGCUGUGACACUUGCAUCGCGAGCUCACGUGAUGAUUGCGAUUAGAAUGCGGUCGCGGUUGUCGCUAGGUGAACUCAUCCUGUGUCACCUGACUUUCCGAGUUGUGAUUUACAAAGUUAUCCCAUAUAUGUAACUUUUAAGAAUGCCUGUAAGUCCCUAAUUGUAUAUUUAUGUGUACGAGCCGGAGUCAUGCCCGGUGAGAAAUGUUAUGUCGAAGCGAUAUGGAAACGAUGUCGACACGAUCGAAGUGAUAUAGACACGAUGUCGUGUCGACAUCGUUUUGACGGUCGUUUUCCCACUGGCGAGAUGUAAAUAAGUUUAAAAUGUAAACUGAAUGUAAAAAUUACAAACGUUUUGUGAGCUGUUGACGUAAGAAAGUUCUUGUUACUGCGUGUUACACUACACUAAGCAUAACGCCCCUGUUUGUAGCUACACAGCUUUAGCGAACUUGCAAUUUGCAACAAGAUUUAUGGUCAGUCAUGAGGA
This is a messenger RNA of Frankliniella occidentalis (western flower thrips), 3466 nucleotides long. RefSeq names its product protein phosphatase PHLPP-like protein. The transcript has 10 exons. Bases 1 to 2988 code for a protein of 995 amino acids. Lineage: Eukaryota; Metazoa; Arthropoda; Insecta; Thysanoptera; Thripidae. The record is from RefSeq and is a predicted model, not a curated record. Gene Ontology annotation, molecular function: protein binding.